Molecule: messenger RNA, 1186 nt
Organism: Rhodotorula graminis WP1
Lineage: Eukaryota; Fungi; Basidiomycota; Microbotryomycetes; Sporidiobolales; Sporidiobolaceae
Exons: 8
Coding region: 1-1101 (366 amino acids)
Source: RefSeq, a predicted model, not a curated record
AUGACCAAGAAGCGCUGGCUGCUCGUCGGCGGCGGCGCUGUCCUCAUCCUCAUCAUCAUCGUCGCCGUCAUCGCCAUCUACAUGAACUCGAACAGCGCCACGUCAUCCGCCGAGAGCGACUUGGCCGAGGACAGCCCGCCCUCGUCGAUCAGCAAGUCGGCCGGCACGUCGACCUCGGGCGUGUCGGGUACCGCAUCGUCGGCGAGCAUGUCGGAGGGCAGUGUCGACGGCGCGAGUGCGUCGGGCGGGCCUGCGAGCGCUGUCAGCGCGAGCGAGGCGCUCUCUUCUCAUCUUCAGCUCGGACCCUCGUCAGCGGCAGCAUCGGCAUCGCCGCCGGGCGCAGCUAGUGUCGGCGGCCACGAUCAGGAAACCUGGGCGACGGCUACGCCCUCGCGCGCCGAGUCGCCCGCCGGUGCGCGCUCAACCACGGCCGCGCCAGCUGCGACCGGCUCGGCCCCGCUCGGUCCCGCCGUCGGUGGCUCCCGCUCGCCCGACUCGACCGCCGUGUUCCUCGACCCGACCGUCUCGGUCGUACCUCGCCCUGCGCCUCGGCCGGCCGCAUCGGCGUCGUCGCCUCUAGCGAGCGGCGUCGCCAACGUCGGAUGGACCGGCUCGACCCAGACGACCUCGUCGGCCGAGCAGGGCGCUGUCGCCAAGAUCUCAACGACGGCCACAUGGUUCUCUGCCGGGAGAGAGCCUGACUCGAGCCUGUUCGUCAUCGUCGCAGACCAGCAUCUCUCGGCGUGCCAGCAGACGUUCGCCGACGCCGACAUGGUCGCUGCCGUCGCGCCUGACAUUUUCGGCUCGGAUGGCUCGACCGUCUCGACUUUGUGCGGCGCCGAGCUCCACGUGUGGCAGCCCGACUCGAACGUCACCAUCUCGGUCAAGAUCGGCGACGUGUGUAACGCAUGCCCAACCCCGACCGCCCUCGACCUCUACCAGUCGGCCUUCCUCGCUCUCGCCCCGGGCGGUGCCGAUGAUGCCGCCGCAGCCCUCGACGCCGGCGUCCUCGCCGUCCAGUGGUGGUUCGCCGACACCAAGGUGCAGCAGACGCUCGAUUUUGGGUUCGAGGAGUGGGCGGCGGCGGGUCGGCGAGAGUGAGGGCUCGAGCGGGGCAGCUGCAGGUUUGAGAAGGUCGAGCGUGGCGGAAGAUGCCAGCGGUGCAACAAAGCUAUGCUCUCUGCGC